AUGUUGGAAAACACCCUAACCGGGUAUCAGGCAAGAGCCGGUCCAAACCAAGCUCUUCGGCGGGAAGUCGGGAUAGGCAAUGCCUUCACUAACGAGGAUAACACUGCCAUAAGGAAGAUUGCAGCUCUUGCUACAAAGCAGAGGAUUCUCCACGGCACGGACUGGGGGAAAGUAGUUACUCUUGCAGCUACUGCCCUUGAAUCCCUAGCAUUUUUCAAGCAGAUAGGCAAUGCAGGCACAGUUCCCAUCACAAGUGUGGCACAAGAGUUGUGCCUCACAGUCGUUCUAGGCACAGUCCUUCAAAAAGAUGCUGACGAAACCCAGUAUAAAGACGUACUCAAAUUGGCGGAGGAUAUCAAAAGAAUUUGGAUAUCAUCCAAGAAUGCAGGUGAAGGGAAACGAUCAAGCUAUAAAAGCGAGACAUUAUUUAAUGAUACUCUCAAGGCAAUAUUUCCGAAUAUCCAAAUUAGUAGCCCAGCUUUAACUCCAUUGAAUCUUAUUCUACCAUCUUUCGAGAAGACGUGGAAAAUAGUUCUGCGAGCUUUUCUAGAGGUCAACCUCCUCACAGGCGAUCGCUCACUGGAGUUCAAACAGGUGCUUGUAGAGUUCUUCCACAACUAA
Trichophyton benhamiae CBS 112371 is the source of this 621-nucleotide messenger RNA. RefSeq lists its product as uncharacterized. Lineage: Eukaryota; Fungi; Ascomycota; Eurotiomycetes; Onygenales; Arthrodermataceae. The transcript has a single exon. The record is from RefSeq and is a predicted model, not a curated record. The coding region runs from base 1 to 621 and encodes 206 amino acids.